Pocillopora verrucosa is the source of this 1647-nucleotide messenger RNA. RefSeq names its product microfibril-associated glycoprotein 4-like. NCBI's taxonomy places the organism in Eukaryota, Metazoa, Cnidaria, Anthozoa, Scleractinia, Pocilloporidae. The record is from RefSeq and is a predicted model, not a curated record.
GCCUGGAAUGACAGCGCCGUAAAACUCGGCUGCAGUGACUGAUGUGGCCUUCCACUCAAUGCAUCGGAAAGAGCCAGAUUUGAAGGCUGUUAACUUUGCUGACAAGAUAAAGGGACAUAAGCUGAAUGGAAGCAUAAUAGGAGAGGUAGAGGUGGAUUCGGAAAAUUCCUGUCAGUUACGGUGUGUGGAGGAAGAGCAAUGUCAGUCUUACAACUUUAGAACCAUAAUGGGCGACUCAAGGAAAUUCAAGUGUCAGCUAAGCGGCUCUGAUCGAUUAGCUGGAUUUGCUAACUUAACUGCAGAUAAAGAUUUCAUUUACAGAGGAAUAAAGAGCCCUUGUAAGAUAAGUGGUUCCAUUUGUGGCGAAAAAGGAAUCUGUGUCCCCAACUAUCAAGAUGGCAGUCUAAGAUGCAAAUGUACAGAUGGCUUCAGAGGACCAACUUGCGAUAUAGAGCCAAGCAGCUGCGCUGAAUUGCUUCGACACGGUUGGAAUUCCAGUGGCGUAUACACCAUCAAUCCAGAUGGCGGAAAACCAGUGCAAGUGUUGUGUGACAUGAUUACGGAUGGUGGAGGUUGGACUGUUUUUCAGAGACGUUUAGACGGCUCUGUAGAUUUUUUUCUAGGAUGGGAAUCUUACAAAUACGGCUUUGGAAAUCUUAAUGGCGAGUUCUGGCUCGGAAACGAUAAUCUUCAUCAUUUGACAGACUCUGAUGACGUAAUGCUGAGAGUUGACCUGGAAGACUUUGAAGGGAACAUCGCCUACGCUGAGUACACUACUUUCAAGGUGGCAGACGAGGCUGAUAAGUACAGGCUUUUGAUUGGAGGAUACUCUGGCACGGCUGGUGACUCCAUGCUCGGGCAUGACUCCAUGCGCGUGUCUCUAAGCCAAAUGCAGUUUUCUACAAAAGACCAGGACAAUGAUCAUGGUAAUCACACGUCUAACUGCGCCGAACACUACAAGGGAGCCUGGUGGUACAACGACUGCCAUAGGUCCAAUCUGAACGGAUUGUACCUCCAUGGCCCUGGAGCCCCUUUUGGUAUAGGUGUCAACUGGUACGCUUUCCGGGGCUAUCACUACUCACUAAAACGCACUGAGAUGAAAGUAAAAACGAAGGCAUAAGACGAUGUCUAUGCAAGAGUGAACAACAAGGAAACAAUUUGAACUUUGUACGCUAGAGUGAACGACUAGGAGACAAUUUGAGCUUAAACUUGCACAAAACCUACCUUAGCAAGUAAAUACGUCUACAUGACGACACCAUUAAAUUGAAUCUUCUUCGACAGUUUCAUCGAAAUUCAUGCCCACGAACUAGUGUUUAGGUACAGCCCAUAGUUAUAUACGUUAUCAUAAUCUUAGUCCUAAAAGUCCUUCUGUGAAAUCAGUUACUUAACCGAACUUUCCAGAACGUUGGAGCACUGCAGAAAUAGAUAUACUAAUUGUAUUAGAGGACAAAAUCACAACAGGGUCGAUUAAAAGUACGCAAUUUAGAUUACGGAAACACUUUACUCGACUUCUUGUUGUAGUGUAAACCGACCCGCCCCGAACAAGUGAUAAAUCUAUACUAACGAGAGAAGGUGUCGCACGUGUGUCAACUUCAGUGACGUCUAAUGCAACAAUUCUAAAAUACACUGCAUAGCAUUGUACGGAGU